This is a messenger RNA of Helobdella robusta, 2694 nucleotides long. RefSeq lists its product as hypothetical. The transcript has 12 exons. NCBI's taxonomy places the organism in Eukaryota, Metazoa, Annelida, Clitellata, Rhynchobdellida, Glossiphoniidae. The record is from RefSeq and is a predicted model, not a curated record. The coding region runs from base 1 to 2694 and encodes 897 amino acids.
AUGUCGUUAAAGACGAAAUUUAAGUCUUCAUUCUUCUUAUUAAUACUGACACCAACGAUAACAUUUGCCAUCGAUGACUUCAAAUACAACGAGCAUUUCGUCGAACUUGGGAAGGGAUGGAAGCUGCAUUGCAAGACUCCAUACAGAAAUAUAAUCCCUAGCUGGGUGUUUGUCAGCGCUGACCGUAGCUACAACUCAUACAUAUUCAUUGAUGGAACAUUGGUGGGAAGAGUUAGGACAAGAUACAAAGUGACAUCUUGGCAAAAUGGGGGGAUAUCAACAUUGGAAGUCCCUAAAACCGACAUACACCAUGCUGGAUUUUACGCUUGCUGGCCCGAUCCAACCAAAUUCGAUCACAGACAGUAUUAUAAAGUCAUCGUCAUCGAAUACUCUCACACUGAAUUCAAACUGAGCGCCGACAAAUCGCUGACAUUGGCCAUGAACAUAUCGUACGCUGGGCACGAGGCACCGAAUGUCAAGUUCAUGUGCACGUUCAGUUACGGUGAACUCCUCAUGAAAGAAACAAUUUGCACGAAAUCCGUGCAAAUCUUUUGCAAGUUGGAAAAAAAAUUUCAUUUGGAUGAUGAAAAUCCAACCAAAUGUGAAAUCGUCUUUCAUAAUAAUAAUAACUCUGUUAAAUGGAAUGAAACGCAGUUACAUAUUGAACUCGAGAAAGAAUUAGAGGUUGUUAGAAGAGAUGAGCAAUGGUCCAUGAGAUGCGGCACUCCAUCUGUUUAUCCGAUGAUGUGGAUUUUUCAAACUUACAAAACUGACAGUGAAAGCGUUGUUUUGCAUACCAAAUGGGAGGCAAAUAAGCAAUAUAUCAACAGAAGUGGCCAAACUACGGCCCGCGAAGCUAUUUUAUAUUGCCAUCAGCCAGACAUUAUGACCAAAAAAAGAACCACAAAUCUUAAAAAAUUCUCUUUCGGGUCGAAAAAAUUUGAUAUUCAACUAUCAAAUUUCAGAUAUCACUUCGAAGUUUCAGAGGACAGAAGAGUGUACAAUAUGAAGAUACCUCGUGUUGAUCUGGAUCACUCUGGCACGUAUAUGUGUGCUCACAAGUCGUCCGAAAAAUUGAUUGAGAGAAAAAUUGACCUGUUGGUUGUCGAUGAAAUUUCUCUACACAAAGUUUUAAAUGGCUUAUUUUUUAUGUUAAAAUACGCUGGAACGAACGUUUACAAUCCCCAAUAUAAUUGUAAUCCUGGUGGAAACGCAACAGCUUUCAAAAGUUUCAAUUGCAGAAUACUAGAAAAUAAUCUGAUCAGCUGUCAUUCAACUGUAAGUUCUGAAGACUCUGCAAAUAUCCUUGAAAAAUGUCACAUUCGGUUUCUGGAUAAAGUAAUAAUAACUAAUGUAACAGUAGAAAAACACUUAGAAAUUCGCCUAAUUGUUGGUUUAUGUACUUUUCUACCCUUCGCAAUUGUUGCCAUUUUGCUCAAAACUAAAUGGAAAGUUCCUCAGAGGUGGAAAGAUAAAAGUGAUUACGUCACUUCUCCAUCAACUAAGGAAAGUCAUUCGCUGAUAGAAUCAUCACCAAUUUCGAUUAUUAAUCAUUUUCAACGGGCUAAGGAACAACGUGAGACUUUAAAUUUGGAAGAGGCAGACAUCUCUUCACAAAGCAGGACGCCAAUGUCGAAUGAAUCAAAUUCAAGUCAGUUGUAUAAAAAAUAUCCUGAGAAACAUCCUGAGCACUUGAAAAUCGUUAACAAACAUCUUGCUUGGGCUUCAAGCGACAAUCUCUUAAUUAUAAAUAAUAACGUUGUAGAAUUAAAUAAAUCGGAGCAAGAACAUAAACUUUUCCAAACUAUCAAAAAGUUUUUAGAUGAAACAAUGCUUCACGAUUUUUGGUUUGAAUUUUUGACAAAAUCAAUUAGAUUGGGAUUUUUGACUGACAACAAUAUAGAAGAUUUGAUUGAAAACAAGGAUUGGUUGGGCAAAUGUACAAAAGCAAAAGUAUGCAUUCAAAUGUUGAUACGCUUACUGGAUGAUAAACGGGCUAAAAAAGAACGAUUAGAAUAUCCAAUAUGGAAUCGUCCUAGAAACCUAUUAAACGGUUUCCAUUACUGUUGGAGCAAGAGUAAAGCGAGUAGUGGUUAUUACGACGUCAAGUCAAAAGUUCAGGACGACGUGGACAAAGAAAAACGAAAAAGAUCAGAAUCCGCAUUCAUCAUCGUGAAAAAAAUUAUCUUGUGCAUAUCGUCUGGCGGAAAUAUAGAAGGCAUGUCAGUCACGUACAACAGUGGAAAUGAAUAUAAACAUGCAAAUAAAAACGUCAAUUUUCCUGGAGUUGGAAAUAAAACGUCAAAACUAAAAGGUCUCACGUUCUCUACAAUAAGCUUCCACGAUGAUGAGUUCAUAACAAAAGUUGAUUUCAAAUGUGCAAAGUCCAUCAACAGUUUAACAUUCCAGACAAACUUGGAUCGGAAAUUCGGACCGUAUGGAGAGGAUGUUGGUCGGGAAGGAUGUUCAACGCCAUCGAAACCUGGUGGCUUCCUGGCUGGCAUACGAACAACAUUCUUUGGCCGACAGGAAGCUGAUGUCCUGUCGUCCAUCGAGCUCUGCUGGGGUCAUGUCUCAUGUGGAGAAAUAUGCUCGGAAACUGAUGGGAGGGAGAUAAAGACGAUAUACGACAUAAAUGGCCCAACUCGGACGUUUAGAGCAACAGCCAUUUGCAAGUUUUUCAUAACUAUUUAA